Messenger RNA from Coccinella septempunctata (seven-spotted ladybird), 1498 nucleotides. RefSeq lists its product as uncharacterized. Gene Ontology annotation, molecular function: nucleic acid binding. The transcript has 3 exons. Bases 1 to 498 code for a protein of 165 amino acids. Gene Ontology annotation, biological process: DNA integration. The record is from RefSeq and is a predicted model, not a curated record. Lineage: Eukaryota; Metazoa; Arthropoda; Insecta; Coleoptera; Coccinellidae.
AUGCCUGAAAAAUAUAAUAUUAAGAUAGACAGGAAUGUUUCUCCUGCUGUACAUGCAGCACGUUUGGAGGCGAUAGAAAAAAUGGGUAUUGCUAAGUUGGUCGCUGGUGUGGAGAAAGAAGAGUCAACGGAAGAGUUUGCUGAUUCGUUUCAAGAUAAUGGUCCAUCUUUUGAUUCAGUUGAGUUCAACACUUUCACGAAAAACAAUGGAAUUAGACAUCUAUUUUCACCACCUAACCAUCCAUCCAGUAAUGGAGCGGCCGAAAACUCAGUAAAAACUUUCAAAAGAGCGUUAGUUAAGGCAUUUUCUGAAGGUUUGGAUGUCAAUGUGUUUAUUUCUCGUUUUCUAUUCGAUUACCGCAACACAGAACAUUGCACAACUGGUUCUAGUCCUUCUCAAUUAAUGUUUGGUCGUAAACUCAAACGUAGACUUGAUUUAUUAUUGCCAAAAAGGAAUGAACAAUAUGAUGAUAAAAAGUUAAAACAGAUAGAGCAAUAGGGUGGUAGAAGUAGGGACUUUGAUGUAGGAGAUGAAGUGAAUUUUAGGGAUUAUUCUGUACCAAAUAAACCUACUUGGCGUGAAGGUAAAAUUGUCCAAAAAGAAGGAAAUUUUGUGUAUGAGGUUAAAUCUCCUGACGUUAAACGACAUUCUGAUCAAAUUUUUCCUAGAUCGUCACUGAAUUCCUAUCCAAUACGCCCUUCUGGCGAAGAUGAUUCUUUUAAUAGGGAAUUCAAUGGCGAAACUGUUCUAGAAAAUAAUUCAACCGGGCAAGUUGAGGAAAGUAUACCGGAAUCUGGUAACACUUUAGAAACAGCGAAUACUGGGGGGUAUUCAAAUUCUGAGGUCAAAAGAUAUAAUUUGAGAUUUAGAAAAGUUAAUAAUGAGGAAUGAAAACAUGAUAUUGUUGUUUCAUGGUUAUUUUCGUGAUGAAACAGGUUAUAUAUGGAUAUUGAUGUUAUAUAUGUGUAUAUUUAUCCAUGUUGAUAUAAUUGUAUGAAUAUUUGUUUAUUUAAAUUAUGAAGCUAGGAAAUAAGAACAGGGGUGUUAUACUGCCCAGCCUGUAUAUGUAAAGAUGUUGUGAUGCGCAUGAAAAUUCUGACAUUUGUUUUCCCUAUGUAUUCGUUGUUCCACAAUAAAUCAGUAUUGAAUCGAAUCUCGUAUCAUUAUUUGCAAAUUAACCGCAAGUUAUCACAGUAGUAAAAUAAAUGAAAAUAUUUCUGAACAUGAACUCGUCUCAGGUCCAGAUGAUAUAUCUAGUCAGAAGGUAACAAGACGAACGAUAUAUAAAAGCAAGUUUGGUAGGAAGGUUAGAAAACCUGAAUGAUAUUAAAUACUGAAUUAUCAAUAAAACUGUAUGUAAUGUAAAUAUUAUAUGAAAAUAAUUGAAAAAGGAAGAUGUCAUAUAUUGUACAUGCGUAUUGAGUUUGAAGACUCCUGUCGUCUUGUCGAGAGGAGUCAGUCGAUUGUGAGACGAAUUAGAAUAAACGUAUAAAAGCAU